ACUUCCGCUAGGGUUGAGAUAGUGAACGUUAAAACAUUGAAAGUAAAACCAUUUACGUUUGAGGUUUGGAUCCCUAUUUUUGGCCGUUAAGGUACGUCUACUUCCGCUGUAUUAUGGAAAUAUACUGAUGAUAUUCCGGAUACCCGUUAGUGAAACUUGGAGAUCAAUUAUUUGGACUACCAAAUAUGCAGAAAGUAGCUGAAUAUCAAGAAUCACAUCGGAUAUACAGCAAAAUUUGGAAGUUGCCAAAAUAGGCCCUCACGAAGUCCAUAACGAGAAUGCACGUAUAUCUUAAAGAUGGAAAUCAAAGGCGUUGGGUUACCAAUGUUCAUCUUCAAGAGGGUUUUAGUCCCUGUAUUGGCAAUGGAGCCAUGAAGAAAUCGUGUGCAGAUGUGUCGAGACUGGAGCCAGCAAUUUGGUUCAAGGUUCUUUUACUAGAAUCAGUAUCUGUUGACUGUGGAAGAAGGAUAGUCAGCUGGUCAACUGGAAGUCACCCUGAAGAUGCAGACUUGCCUAGUCAAAGGACAUGUUACAUGGAAGGAGAGUGUUAUGAUUAUGAUGCAGACAUAGACGAACUCUUCCACUUGGCUGCAAAAGUUAUUUGCCCAGCUGGUCACGAAGAGAAUGGAGUCUCACAGCCCUCAGAUGAAGAUUAUGAACAAUGCCUUUUACGCAUGCUUCACUGCUACAUCCUACCUAAGAUAACCUUACACAAGGAUGACUUAGACAAAGUAAUGAAUGCCAGAGAAAAGCAGGCUCAAAGCAUCCAGGAACUAGAUAGGAAGGUCAUUGAUGAAUGUAAAACCAUUGAUGCUUGUGAGCUACACAUGGAAGAUUUACGCACUCAGUUUCUACCUGACCUGGAGAAAUUUAUUCACCGCGGCUGGUGCUCUAAAGGGUUUCUUGAAGUACUCCUUGAGGACAUUGGUAAAGAAGAACCAAGACUACGAAAACAGAUUGACAAGGCUCAAGAUCAAGUGCAACAUGCUAAAACUGUGAUAGCACAGAAACCCUGUGCAGCAUCUACUGAACAGCUUAAGGCAGCUAGAGAACAGAGAAAUGGAGAACAAGAAAAGCUUGAAGCCCUGCUAUUGACAAGAGAACUCAUUGUUGCUGCUUCUCGUCAGGCUGAAACUGGUGGAGGAGUUGUUGCUGGACAUCACUUACUAAAGCAGUACUUGGAACAAAGGGAGACACUCACUAGUCUCAAACAAAGCCGCAACAGACUUCUAGAACAGAAGAAUUGUGCUUUGAGUGUAAGAGAAAUGUUGGAUUCUGCCAUGAAAGAGCUGAUUGACAAAGGCUACACUGAUGCAAAUGAUGCAAAUGCUUUAGGAUCUCGAGCAACAGAUGUCCUUGAAGGAGUUUGGAAGCCAGAAUGGCAAAGACUGGGUGAAAGAAUUGCUACUCUGGUGAACAAUGAGGAGCAUCCAGUUGGCAACCAUUUCCAAAAGUUUUGCCAAAGGAUCCAAUCACUCUGUGAAGAGCUGCUUACCUCUGGAAGAUUCAGCAGCUCUGAAGAAUUUACCCCUUCAUGUUCACCCUUUGGCAAGGCCUGUGCAAUUCAGUAUGAAUCAUAUGGCAUGGAAGAUUUCAUGACAGAUAAUCAUAGGCUCAAACUCCAAAUGUUACAAUCUGAAAUUUUGAAAGGGUUGGAAACUGCAACAGAACUCUUGUCUGACAUCUUUAACAACAAGGAUGUGCAUUUUAAAAACAAAAUAAGGCUUUGCUACGAGCAGUGUUUUUAUGAGAAAGAGCACCACUUUUUGGCUUGCGUCUAUGAACUGGCUCAUCAUGAACAUGUGGACAAGCUGCAAGGGGAUGUACAAAGGCUCAGAUGCCUCCCAAUAAAGUUUUUGAAUUUGCCAAUGAAAGAUGAGUGGUGGUUGGAGCUAUUUGAGCAACGAUCACUCCAGGCAAGUACAAACUCGGGACAUUAUCGUCCAUUUACAGAAGCAUAUAUGAAUGGCACAUUAUUAGACCAGGUAGACCAUGGUUUGAGUGGUUCUUAUGACAUGAUUGAUGAAUUAGAUGACUUAGUAGACAACACUACAGACACUCAAAAUGGCAGGCACAUAGAAGACAUGGAAUCAUUCAGAAGCUUGUUCAUCAGUGCUAUUCGUCAUCGCUCAAAAACCGUGGCCGUAGAUGAUGUUGAAAAACCUCUUGACCAACCCAACACAGGGCCUCCCAAGUCAAGGAAUUCUUUUGAGGGUGCUUUAAGUUGUAGUGCGCCCACAAUGGUUCAAAUCAUUGAUUUAUGGAAGACAGCUAAGUGUGAACAAAGUUAUGACAGUGUUGAUGGAAGCCUGGAGAUGAAGCCUUGUUUAAACAGGACACUUUCUAAAAGUGAAAGUAAUCUAAGCAGAAAGGACAGCUCAGUUUCUGGAGAAACUUUUGAGGACCACUUUGGUCCUGCACUUCAAAAUAUCAAAGACAUUUUCAAGGUCACAAGUCCUUUAAACAAACUGAAAUGCCUGACAUCAUCCCUCCGUAAAAUAACAAAUGCUGUUCAAGAGCUGCGGAUGCAGAGUGGACAAGAUACCUUCACUGCAGCUGUAAAUGCAGAGGAUCUUUUGCCUCUGCUGGUCCUGAUGAUGCUCCAAAUGGAACCUUGGGAGGUUGCUGCCAUGUGGCCUCAACUGGUAUUCACAGAGAACCUAAUGGCACCCUUUUUGUCAUCAGGAUGUCAUGGCUGGGCCCUGGUUGAAUUUCAGAUGGCCCAAAGGGUUUUAAAUGAUCUUUGUAAUGAAUUCUAAAGAUUGCUUUUUGAGGGGAUAUGAGGAAAUGAAAAAGGUCUAGAUAACUUUUGAUACACAUUAACUUCUCCCUUUGUUUUCAAAGAAAUACAUGGUAGGAGAGAAUUUGAAAGGAGAAUGUGACAUUCUAUCAGAAGUCACACAAGGCUUUUUUCCAUGCAUCCCUACAUUUUAAAGUAUUUUGAAUAAUCAAUUGUACUAACCAAGUAUUUACUCCCCUUAUCUGAUUUCUAAUUCUCCCUUCCAGUAAAUAUAUAUUUUGUUGUUAAUUAUUUGAUGGGUAAUUGCUUAUUUUCAUAACUUGUCUUUGAAAGUAAUUACUAUUAAGAGGUGAAGGUUUUUUCUACAUCAUUAUAAUAGUGAAUAAAUUAUGACAGCAAUCAUUGCUUAUGAUUAUUUAUUACUAAUUUUGCAUCUGUUCCUAACCCUAGGAUAAUCAUGACCAUGCAUCGUGAUUUGUCUUUUUAAUGUGACAGAGAUGUCUUUUGUUUCAUGGAAACAAUUUAAAUCAGAUUCAUUGGUAUUUUCAAUGAUUGUAAACACUAUUAGCUUACCUCUUGAUGUUAGUGGUAAUGUUAUGUACAUAGAAACUCCAGAGUUACAGACAGUAGGAAACAUGUAAUUUGAGGCAUUACUAAACGUUCAUGUACAUGCAGAGUAAUGUGACAUGUAUUAGGAAGUUUCUUUCUUAAUACUCUCAGAUCCAAACUAUUUUCAUAAAUCCCUAAAACUUUGUGGAAUGGUUAUUCUUUAACCCUUUCCACCCUAACAUCAGUAAUGUAUCCAUAUUCUCUGAACGCUUCUUUAUUCAAUUCCUUUGAGAAGGAAUAGAGGAGAAUUUGUUUAACAAUCAAAACUUUUGUCAGGUUGGCAAUCAUUUAUGUCAUUCUCAUGAUUGUAAUGAAUGAUUCAGAAGUAUUACUGUAAGGAGGAAUAACAUGCUGGUCACUCAAAGGGAUUAAAGGGUUAAGUUUCAUCUUGUA
Molecule: messenger RNA, 3742 nt
Organism: Pocillopora damicornis (cauliflower coral)
Lineage: Eukaryota; Metazoa; Cnidaria; Anthozoa; Scleractinia; Pocilloporidae
Source: RefSeq, a predicted model, not a curated record